CACGUCAGCCUAAAUCUACCGUUGGAAAAACUUCCUUCCAUUCAUUCAUAUUUCAUAAAUCAUAAAUUAAAAUAAAAUUAAAAUCAUCAUCGCAAUUACAAAUAAUUAUAAAGGUCGCUCGCCGGACGGGGAUUCUCUGGCUUUACAAAUCUACAAAACCUUCCAUCCAACAAUCGAACCCACAAUUCCAAUUUAGCCCUAAUUAGGGUUUUCAUUACACCUGAAAUUCUUUUUUUCUUUACCUACCGUUUUGAAAUUACUGGCUCAAGGUUAAGCUUCAAGUGUUGUUCUUGGUUUGAGAGUUAUGGGAAGUACGGAGACGGAUAAGCCCGCUAAGGAGACGAAUGACCCGGCAAAGGAAACUCCAACUUCCCAGGAGCAGUCUUCAGGUAAUGCCAUGGGGGCGGUGCCACCGGAUUGGACAGGGUUUCAGGCUUAUUCUUCAAUGCCUCCACAUGGGUAUUUAGCAGCAAGUCCUCAACCUCAUCCCUACAUGUGGGGUGUUCAGCAUCUUAUGCCACCCUAUGGUACUGCGCCUCAUCCAUAUGUUGCUAUGUAUCCCCAUGGUGGCUUAUACCCUCAUCCAUCUUUGCCUCCGGGAUCAUAUCCUUAUAGUCCAUAUGCAAUGCCCUCUCCAAAUGGUGUCCCUGAGGCUUCUGGUAAUACACCUGCUAGUAUGGAAGUGAAUGGUAAGUCACCCGAGGGGAAGGAAAAACUUCCUAUUAAAAGAUCAAAGGGAAGUCUUGGCAGUUUAAAUAUGACCACAGGCAAAAACAAUGAGCCCAAGAAUGUAGGAGCAUCUGCUAAUGGAUCUUAUCCAAAAAGUGCCGAGAGUGGAAGUGAAGGUUCUAGUGAAGGAAGUGAUGCGAAUUCUGAUAAUAAUUCACAAAUGAUAUCAGGAUCUAGGCAAGAUUCCAUUGAAGGUGAAGCACUUCAAAAUGGAAACGAUGUACAUGGUUCCCAGAAUGGACUGUUCAACCAAUCAAUGACCAUUGUGCCAGUCGCUGCUGCUGGUCCCACUACUAACUUAAAUAUGGGUAUGGAGUACUGGAGUGGUCCAAGUUCAUCCAAUAUUCAUGCAACUCAUGGAAAUAUAACUUCUAUUUCAGUUGCAGGGGGAAUGGUUACUGUUGGAUCAAGGGAGAGCAUGCAACCACAACUCUGGCUACAGGAUGAAAGAGAGCUAAAAAGACAGAGAAGGAAGCAAUCCAAUAGGGAAUCUGCUCGCAGAUCCAGAUUGCGUAAGCAGGCGGAAUGUGACGAGCUAGCUCAGCGGGCAGAGGCCUUGAACGAAGAAAAUGCUUCUCUUAGGGCAGAAGUAAGUCGCAUUAGGAAUGAUUAUGAGCAGCUUCUUGCUGAAAACGCAUCUCUUAAGGAGAGGCUAGGGGAAAUUCCUGGGCAAGAAGAAGCUAGAAAUGAGCAAAAUAUGAUUAAUCAAGAUGGUCAAAGUGAACCUGUGCAGAGUGGUUAACGAUGUUCUGGCCAUCUUAUAUUUUUCAGGGUGAUUAACCUAACUGAACGAAGUUAGUUGCACAUGUUUCUAUGUGGUAGGAUGUAGUAGAAUAGCCAUUGAUCUGACCUAUUUUUCUCACGAUCCUUUUAGAUGGCAGGAUAUUUAUCAGAUAAUAUUACUUGUAACUAUCCUCAUUAUUGUGAAUCAACUAAUCUUUUGAGGUUGAGGUAGCUGGAUAACUAGUUCUAGUUGAAUGUGAUCUUCAUGCCCUUACACAGGGUAGAUCUUAGCCUUCUGGAUAUUGUACUGUCUAAAUAUGGUUGAUAAAUAUGCCAUCCAACGUUUAUGCA
Erigeron canadensis is the source of this 1803-nucleotide messenger RNA. Its product is annotated as bZIP transcription factor 68-like. Gene Ontology annotation, biological process: regulation of DNA-templated transcription. Gene Ontology annotation, cellular component: nucleus. The record is from RefSeq and is a predicted model, not a curated record. Gene Ontology annotation, molecular function: sequence-specific DNA binding; DNA-binding transcription factor activity. Bases 305 to 1471 code for a protein of 388 amino acids. The transcript is spliced from 13 exons. Lineage: Eukaryota; Viridiplantae; Streptophyta; Magnoliopsida; Asterales; Asteraceae.